AUGGGACAAAACAAAUGCAAGGCCAGGGCACGUAGGCUAGUUUUUUGGCCAGGACUCGGCAGUGACAUUGAGAAUCUAGUGCGAACAUGCCAGGUGUGUCAAAAAUACGCCUACAGCCAGCCGAGCGAGCCCCUGCUACAACGGCCUGCAUCGAAACGACCGUGGUGUCGUGUCGGAAUUGACUUGUUCCAGUUUGCAGGGGACUCCUACGUCGUGGUGUAUGACGACCAGUCGAACUUCCCGGAUGUUGAAAGACUGGUGGGCACAACAGCAGCGGAAACUAUUUCUAAGAUAUCUGCCAUAUUCUCUCGCUAUGGCAUUCCAGCGCAAGUAUGCACCGACAACGGGCCCCAAUUUGCUUCGAGUGACUUUGCUGCCUUCGCAAAACGGUACGACUUCGAGCAUAUAACAUCCAGCCCUAAUUUCCCCCGCUCAAACGGUUUAGCCGAAAAGGGCGUACAGAUUGUGAAACGAAUUCUCAAGAAAACUACGGAGGGCCGUGAGGAUUUCUGGCUGGGCAUGUUGGCUUACCGUUCUUCCCCCUUAGAAGACGGACGGUCGCCCGGAGAGCUGCUACAAGGUCGUCGUCUUCGGUCAACGGUCCCAGAGUUUAACGUCGAGGGAGAGUGCCCUGUAUCGAAACAUCGGCAAUCACUACAGGGUAAGCCAUUAUCGCCCCUUGAUGCAGGCAACGUUGUUCGGAUCAAGAAUGGGAACUGGUCACGCAAAGCAACGGUACUUAAGGAGGUAGCGCCGCGUUCAUAUCUGGUCAAAACGGAGAGCCAAGGGCAGCUGAGGCGAAAUCGACAACAUUUGCUGCAAACACAUGAACGCUGCGAAAACGAGAACGGCUACGAGAGCGGCCUGGAAGACUUCGAGCCGCCCAAGAGCGUAGGACCAGCCGUCGAAGGCUCGGAACCGGCACACGGCACGUGCGACGUAGCGGCGGCUGACCGCUGUUCAGACCCGCAAAACACCAGGGUUUCUGAAGAAACCGAGCAAACAGAAUCACCGGGACACCCAUCUGAAUUGCCAACACUUCGUAGGUCAACGAGAUCCCGGACGGAGCCGCAGCGCCUGCGCUACGAAAAAUACUUUCGUCAGAUGUGCUAG
Messenger RNA from Rhipicephalus sanguineus (brown dog tick), 1113 nucleotides. RefSeq lists its product as uncharacterized. Bases 1 to 1113 code for a protein of 370 amino acids. NCBI's taxonomy places the organism in Eukaryota, Metazoa, Arthropoda, Arachnida, Ixodida, Ixodidae. The record is from RefSeq and is a predicted model, not a curated record. Gene Ontology annotation, molecular function: nucleic acid binding. Gene Ontology annotation, biological process: DNA integration. The transcript has a single exon.